AUGGGAAUUUUAUCGUCAGUGAAUCUUAUUUUUGCUAGAUCUGCUUUUCUGCUUUUUUUAGCAUUUAGUUGUCUGAAAGAUGUUAACAUUAUAUUGGAGAACCCUUCAGUGCUCCUACUCACUCAGGCGAUGGAUCUACCAGCAUUAGUCCUCUCCGCAUAUAGUGCACAGCUGGGCUUAUUCAGUUUAUUUUUCUUUCUAAUGGCGGUCAAUGACAUCAUUCCUUUGCUCGAAAAGAAUACCAAGUAUUUCCAGUCCAUAGUCCCAUUGAGAUCGAUGAUUUUUUUUAUUAUUACGGCGCUUUCAUAUUACUGGCAAGACAACCUAUACAUUCACAAUAAUGCCGUUUUUAUCUAUAGCUUCUGCGAGUUAUGGAUCAACUUUUUGAUCUUCAGUGCUGUUAGAGAAGAGAGGGUAGAAGAAUUCAAGACUCGCAAUGAAAUUACUCUUGAGGAGCCCGUCGAAGAGGUCGAUAUCGUGAUGACUAGCAGUCAGGAAUUGGAAGCAGCCGAAUAUGAUGAAGAUUAG
Lachancea fermentati is the source of this 528-nucleotide messenger RNA. The record is from the annotation of a GenBank genome assembly. NCBI's taxonomy places the organism in Eukaryota, Fungi, Ascomycota, Saccharomycetes, Saccharomycetales, Saccharomycetaceae.